AUGUUUUCAAGCGUGCCCAGAGAAAGCGACGGCUUCAUCAACGAGGAGUAUAAAAAAUAUCAGGUAAAGACAAGCAUCCACCACUGGCAGCUUCGAGAUAUGAUAUCCGCAACAGACACGCCCUAUGAGGUUAUAUAUGUGUAUGCAAACUCCAUAAAUCUUCUAAACACAAAGACCGAAAGAACCCACACUGUGGCAAGGAAUCUGCUAUUUAACCCUACCUCAAUAUGCUACAGCGACGGCAUAGUUGGGGCCGGGGGGCAGAGAAGCCAGCUCUUUAUAAAAAACAUUUUGACGGGAGUAGACCGCAAAGUAUCCACUGGAGGCUCAAUAAAUAACGGGCUGGAAAUAUUUUCGCACUUCGGGGAAAAAAGGAUUCUGGUGUGCAACAACGACGAAACUAUUAAGGAGUACUCGAUCGAGUGCAUGCGCAAGAGAGCAACCAUUUUCCACCAGUCGCCUGUCAACAGCUGCUCCGUGAACAACGACGGAAAAAUACUGGCGACUGUCGGGGACUCGAACGAGGUCUCUCUAUACUCUGUGGGAAGAGAAAAGUAUCCUUUGAUCAAAAGAGUAAAGGCAAUGAAUGAUGCAUCUUUCAAGGCGUCGUGGAGCCCCUCUGGCACGCACUUGGCUGUUGGCACGCAAGAUGGAUACGUCUGCGUGUAUGAUAUCAGAAACAUGGAGCAGAAAAUACAAACAAUUCCCUCCAUACAGAGCCCGCUGGUUAAGGGCGCCUGCCGAAACGUGAAGUUCUGCCCUGACGUGACCAUGGAUGUGCUGGCCUUUACAGAGCACGUCUCACAUUUCACACUAGUUGACAUUCGCGACUUUGGAAAGAAGCAAAGCAUUUCCAUUGGAGGCCCAUCCGGGGACAAACACGUUUCCGGCAUGGCCUUUGGCGAGGAGGGAAAGAAGCUGUACAUAGGGACAGAAAUGGUCAUAUACGAGUUCGAGAUAGACUCUAUUGGAAGAAGACUUUUCCACUGCGGAGAGCUAAACUAG
Molecule: messenger RNA, 1005 nt
Organism: Nematocida major
Lineage: Eukaryota; Fungi; Microsporidia
Exons: 1
Coding region: 1-1005 (334 amino acids)
Molecular function (GO): protein binding
Source: RefSeq, a predicted model, not a curated record